GCCGACCCAACCGCACCGCGUCGCAGCCGCAACUUCGCAAGGGUCGGAGUCGCACGCGAACCCGCCCGCCUCUCCACAAGCCAUGGCCGCCGCCACCAACGCCGCCGCCGCCGCCGCCGCCGCUCCGGCCCCAGCUCCGGCGACGCCGGUGCCGCGCGGGCAGGUGGAUCUGGUCGACUUCAUCGACUGGAGCGGCGUCGAGUGCCUCAACCAGGACCCCGCCCACAGCAUCGUUAACGCCCUCAAGCAGGGUUACAGGGACGACGAGGGGCUGUACUUGGCCAGCGAUUCGGAUGAGCAGCUGCUUAUCCACAUCCCCUUCAUGCAGGUGGUUAAGCUGCAUUCCGCGCUAUUCAAGGGCCCCGAGGAAGAUGGCCCGAAAACAAUUAAACUCUUCUGCAACAAAGAGCAUAUGGGUUUCAGCAAUGUCAAUGACUAUCCACCAAGUGACAGUCUUGACCUGUCUUCCAAUCAUUUAUCAGAGAGUAAGCCUAUGCAGCUUAAGUAUGUCAAGUUCCAGAAUGUUCGCAGCCUGACUAUAUUUAUUGAGGACAAUCAAAGUGGAAGUGAUGUCUCAAAAAUUCUCAAGAUUGCGCUGUACGGAACAACUGUGGACACUACAAAUAUGAAGGACCUGAAGAAGAUAGAAGAGCAUUAAGACCAUACGAAGCUAGCAUGUUCCAAUGGGUGUAUGGCACAAAAAACAGUUAACAAUUGAAUUUCUAGUUGAUCUUGGCAACUUUGCGCCCCAUUUUAUACAUGAGGAAUUUGAGAGCCGCAGGAUCUGGUGGAGAUACCAUACAUUUGCCUCUUGGCCUCGGGCUUUACCUUGUAGUGCUACCGAUGGCUUGAUGUGGCAAGCGAAUUCAUAUGUUUCCUCUUUAAGAAAUUCAUAUUUGGAGUUGUGGUGGUACCUUCUUGAUCGAUCGAUCGAUCUGCUUCACAGUAACCGUUACAUGUUUCUUAAGAAAUUCAUAUUUGGAGUUGUGGUGGUACUUGUUAGAUCGAUCGAUCUGCGUCACAGCAACUGUUGCAUAUGUUUAGCUUGUGUUUGUUUGCCUGUCUUAGUUAACUGGGAACCAAACUUGUGGUCAUUCGGUCAAUUUGCUAUGUCAUGACAAGAUGAUUCAAACUA
Messenger RNA from Oryza sativa Japonica Group (Japanese rice), 1135 nucleotides. Its product is annotated as PITH domain-containing protein At3g04780. The record is from RefSeq and is a predicted model, not a curated record. NCBI's taxonomy places the organism in Eukaryota, Viridiplantae, Streptophyta, Magnoliopsida, Poales, Poaceae.